Cadophora gregata is the source of this 1980-nucleotide messenger RNA. It is a transcript of the gene LAC9, whose product is annotated as lactose regulatory protein lac9 and GAL4-like protein. The record is from RefSeq and is a predicted model, not a curated record. Bases 1 to 1980 code for a protein of 659 amino acids. Gene Ontology annotation, cellular component: nucleus. Gene Ontology annotation, molecular function: RNA polymerase II cis-regulatory region sequence-specific DNA binding; DNA-binding transcription factor activity, RNA polymerase II-specific; zinc ion binding. The transcript is spliced from 7 exons. Gene Ontology annotation, biological process: positive regulation of transcription from RNA polymerase II promoter by galactose; DNA-templated transcription. Lineage: Eukaryota; Fungi; Ascomycota; Leotiomycetes; Helotiales; Ploettnerulaceae.
AUGCCAGGCGAAGAGGCUCCCAGAUUUGCUUGUGAUGAGUGCAGGAUAAGAAAAUUCAAGUGCACCAAAGAGCUGCCGUCGUGCGCAGUAUGCGUGCGACAAGGAAAGCAAUGCAUUUACAGCCCAAAAGCUGAGAGAACUCCUCUGACACGAAGCAAUCUUACCGUCGCAGAAGAUCGCAUACGCCAGCUCGAAGCCGCAUUUGCAGAACUCCAUCCAGAUGUCGACCUCGAUCAGUUACUAGAAACUACCUCAGACAAACCUUUAAGGAACUCCCGUCCUCAAAAUGCGGAAACGCUGCAACCGGAGGAUCCAGAUGUCAAGUCACGUGGAUUUAGAAGGGAAAGUGCAUCCCCUGGAGCAGAGGAGGCUCUGCCUCAGCAAGCAGAUGGCUUCGACUGGACAGAAGAAACCACGCUCAGUGGACUAUCGGAUGGGAUGGCGGCUUUAUCUAUCAAACCCGAGGGAACUGGGUAUCUUGGUGCAACUUCCAGUGUGAUGCCUCUUCGAGCUCUGUUGAGUGGAGAUCCAGGUAUGACUUCUUCAGAAAAGCCUCCGUUUGGGCAGCCAAUCAAUACCGGAGGCUUCGAAUUCCCGUACCUAGCACCUCCUCUGUCAGGUGUCUCGGAGCAAGUCUUCAUCGAUGCAUACUUUUGCUAUUACCAUACAGCUUACCCGUUCCUACACGAAGCAACCUUCCGAGCACAGUAUUCAGGCGAGCUGCUACGACCAAAGGGAAAGACGUGGCCAAUUUUACGAAACGCCGUCCUUGCGAUUGGUUCUUGGUGCAUUGGCGACGAUGAUUCCACGAUCGACAGGACAUUCUAUCAAGAAGUCAACUCCCUGUGGCAAGAUGAUGCGUCAGUAUUUGAGGCAGGUAACUUAUCAUUGGUACAAGCCCUUCUACUGCUCAGUAAUUACACACAAAAAACGAACAAACCGAACACAGGCUGGAAUUACCUCGGCUUGGCUGUGAGAAUGGCCCUGAGUUUGGGCCUUCACAAAGAAUUUCCCGAGUGGAAGAUCAGUCCGCUACAGAGAGAAAUGAGGAGAAGAGUCUGGUGGGGACUAUACAUCUUCGAUUCUGGAGCGUCCAUUACUUUUGGUCGUCCAGUGCUUCUUCCCGAAGAAAGUAACAUGGACACUAAUCAAGUGCUCAAUAUUCACGAACAGGAUUUGACAGCGGCAACUACCUCUUUACCACAAGAGAUCUUAAAACCUACGGCUUACUCGGCUCUGCGAGCGCAAGCUGCGCUGCAUUUAACCACGAACCAGCUUUACCAGCGCCUGAUUUCAACACCAGGGCCUACGUCUUCAGAACUCCUAGGCCUUCAAGCCCCUCUAGUCACAUGGCAGAGGUCCAUCCCUGCUUACUUCCAAGUUCACAGCCCAGAACUCCAGGCUAAUGACGCAUUCAUUCUCGCCAGGUAUCGUCUCUCAUGGCGAACUUGGAAUCUUCGUAUCAUACUGUUUAGACCUACCGUGCUACGCUGGGCGACCCAUCUCUGGGCUACAGGGCCACAAAAGAACCUUGCGGCAGACGAAGCAGACGAGAAGUGUCGGAUGCUCUGCUUGGAGAGUGCAAGGGACACUAUUGCUAGCAUAUCUGAAUACAUGGCGGGGAACCUGACUUCGAGGCUUGGUAGCUGGUACAUGCUAUAUUUCCUCUUUCAGGCGGGCUUGAUUCCUGUCAUCUUUCUUAUUACAAUGCCAACCCAUCCUUCUGCACAGUCCUGGCUCGAAGAUCUCCGCAUUACCAAGAAUCUGCUGUCGUUCGUGGCAGUUAAUAAUCGUCUUGCUGAACGCUGUUUAGAGACCAUAGACCGAAUGUGCGCUCCUCUACUCAACGCCUCGGAACCCGAAAUCCUGUUGCAGGACCCGAAUCUGUUCAAUGACGUUCAAUCGAUGUUCGUUGGUGAACAGGGUGAUGGUAGCGACUUUAUGGACUGGACAAAUUUCGGGUUACAGUGGGGAAUUUGA